Aricia agestis (brown argus) is the source of this 546-nucleotide messenger RNA. It is a transcript of the gene RpS24, whose product is annotated as 40S ribosomal protein S24. The coding region runs from base 107 to 505 and encodes 132 amino acids. Gene Ontology annotation, biological process: translation. NCBI's taxonomy places the organism in Eukaryota, Metazoa, Arthropoda, Insecta, Lepidoptera, Lycaenidae. Gene Ontology annotation, molecular function: structural constituent of ribosome. The record is from RefSeq and is a predicted model, not a curated record. The transcript has 2 exons. Gene Ontology annotation, cellular component: ribosome.
GGUGGAAAAUUAAAUUUGACGUUGGCAACAUUUUGACGUCCUUUUUCGUGUGAAGUUGUUAGAGACACGUGCGUUUCGUACGCAAAAAUCUCAAAAAUAAGCUAAAAUGAGUGAAGGAACGGCAACAAUUCGUACCCGUAAAUUCAUGACCAACAGGUUGUUGGCCAGGAAGCAAAUGGUCUGCGAUGUCCUCCAUCCGGGCAAGCCCACCGUCAGCAAGACGGAGAUCAGGGAAAAGCUCGCCAAAAUGUACAAGGUGACACCUGAUGUAGUCUUCGUGUUCGGUUUCAAAACCAACUUCGGAGGCGGCAAAUCCACAGGCUUCGCUCUCAUCUACGACACCCUAGACCUGGCCAAGAAAUUCGAGCCCAAGCACAGGUUAGCUCGCCACGGUCUAUAUGAAAAGAAGAGGCCGACCCGCAAACAGCGCAAGGAACGCAAGAACAGGAUGAAGAAGGUACGUGGUACCAAGAAAUCGAAGGUCGGUGCCGCCGCCAAGAAGUGAUGUGACGGUUAAUUGUAAGUAAAUAAAAACUAUAAAAUCCA